UGUCGAUUUUCAAGUCAGUUUCGUAAAAAACAAUUGCAUUGAUAUUUGACUCGUCGCUGAUGUGAAACUAAUUCACAGUUCAAGUUCAUUAUUUUGAAGGUGCAACUAUGCAUUCGGACUAUAAACAAAUAUGAAGGCUGCCGCGUUUGUAGCUCUUGAUUUUUCAGAUUAAUAUCAGUUUCGUAAAAAACAAUUGCAUUGAUAUUGGACUCGUCGCUAAUGUGAAACCAAUUCACAGUUCAAGUUCAUUAUUUUGAAAGUGCAACUAUGCAUUGGGACUAUAAACAAAUGGUUGAAGAAAAUGGAGAAGUCAAUAACCCAUCGUACGUUAAACAAGAGACCGUCGGCUACGGAUACGAUACAUCUUAUCUUCAUUAUUCAACUGCCACAACAACCCCUACAACACUCAAUCAACCUCUACCAGGUCAACCUCCGUUACCACCAAUGCCACCACCUCAAGGAACUGUUCCACCACCUCCUGGUGUUUAUGGAUCUAUUCAAGCUCAAGUCACUCCUAUGCCUGCUUGGCCACCGGCACCUACGUGGCAGUGGAUAACUCCUCAACCCACAGCAAUACCUACUCAGUCAGCUGCUGCUGCCGCUGCUGCCGCUGCUGCCGCUGCUGCCUUCCAGAGAGAAAUGCCUAUGAGGAAUAACUUUAUUAAACGUGAGAGGUAUAACAAUCACAGUCGAAUGUAUCAGCAAAGAGGCAAUUUUCAUAGAAAAAGCAGAAGGCAACAGCGCUAUGAGCAGUCGCAACAGAACCAAUACGAUCAAUCAUCAUACUAUGGUACAACACUGUCAAAUCCUCUUGGGAUUGACUGGCAAAGAAAUAACGAAGCCCUUUUGGGUAUGCAGUUACCUAUACAAAACCCAAUACAUAUGAUGAAUACAGCUGCUAAUGCUAGAAGGCCUGAAGAUUCUGGUGAUCCAGAUAUUAAGGAGGAAAUAAUAAUUAAAAAGAAUAAACAACGUAAACCAAUGUCACAGAGUUACCCAAGCCGUCCUUGGAAUCGAGAUGAUGCAGAAAGAGCGUUAAAAAUUGAAAACGAGUACAACAAGACUGUGAAAGCCCAAAGUUUAAUAAUAAAAUUUCCAGAUCCCGAUUUAAAUAAGGAUAUUGUAAGAGAGUUUCAUUCUGGAAUACAAAACAUUCACUUUCAAAGUCCAAGUGGUCCAAGGUACUGUUUUAUACAAAUGGCCGAAAAUGUUAAUAUAGACGAGGCCAUUAAAGACUUGGAAAAAAUUCAAUUUGGUAAUGGACAUUUGAAAGUUGAAAGAAAGUCUUUAAGGGAUGAAGAUACUCCUACUCCAGAAGAAAUUGAUCCAUAUACUCUUUAUAUAGGAAAUUUACCUGAAUCUGUCAAUGUUAAUGAAGUGAAAGGUAAAUUUCAAACUGCUGCUAGAGUGGAUGUGGGUUAUGCUCAGAAAAUGCGAAACACUCGAUAUGCUUUUAUAAGAUAUAAUAGUGUUGAUGAAUCUAUAGCAGCUUAUAAGCAAGCUCAUGACUUGAUGUGGGAUACCAGAAGUAUUAUUGUUAGAUUUAGAAGACAGAGAGGUAAUACUUGUUUACCUGGAGAACCAAAAUCAAAUCCAAAGAAAAGAGAUGAAGUUGCAAAAACUACAUCUACAACUGAUAAUACUCGUGAUAAAGAUAAAUCAAAUGAUGAAGAUCAUAAGGAUCAUAUUACAUCUUCAGAAAACAACCAUCUACAAUCAAAAAAUUUAGAAUGCAAAAACACAUCAGGAAGGGAUAUGUCAAUUAGUGCAGAUGAUUCUUCAACAAAGGAUUCCAAUACUUCUGUAGAUAAAAAAGAACAAACAACACAGUUACCUCAAAAUUCCACUGCACAUAGUAAAUCAACACAAGUUACAGUACAAGACGAUGAUAUGCCUCUCAUAGCCGAAAUCAAGGAAGAACCAAUAGAUUAUGAUGAAAUGAAUGAGAUGUCUAUAGGCGAAGAUGACGAUGAUGAUGAUGACGAUGAGGGUGACAUUUAUAGUCAUGAAAUUGAAGAUGAUGUUGAAGAUAGUGAUUAUGAUGAUGAUUUAAAUAAUUUAAAACCUUCUAUGGUAGAAAAUUCCAGAAAAUCUAGUACUGUACAAGAUGACAUUCCGUCAGAUAAUCUAGACAAACUGUUUAGUGAUUUAAACCACGCCGUUGCUGGUGAUAUUGGAUCGUGAUUUAUUAAUUAUUAAGUAUCAACGCUAUUGCUUUGAUAAUACCAAAUUUUAUAUAAUUUUUUUUCUAGUAUAAUUUGUAAAUAGCUAAUGCAGGAGCAUUGUAAAUGAAUGUUCACAUUGCAUCAAUAUUGAAAAGUUGACUCGUAAUACCGAUUAGUGAUUUAAACAUUCAUUCGAUUUUUAUAGAGUACCUUAUGUUUUAAUUUUAAUGUAUACAUUUAUUAUAUAUACAGCCGCUCUAUGACAUGAUUAACUGUGUACCUCUUGA
Molecule: messenger RNA, 2452 nt
Organism: Phymastichus coffea
Lineage: Eukaryota; Metazoa; Arthropoda; Insecta; Hymenoptera; Eulophidae
Gene: Pof
Exons: 5
Coding region: 268-2184 (638 amino acids)
Molecular function (GO): RNA binding
Source: RefSeq, a predicted model, not a curated record